GAUUAUUGAUUAGGUUAUCGACUGCUGAUCUUAUAGGUUAUAACCGUGUUUACGGCGCUCAGAGUAACGUCGGUCCGCUCGUCGCAGCAAUGCUGUAAGAGGUUAGCUAGCUAGCUCGCUUGCAGCUUAGGAGCUAACCCAGCAGGCUGGCGGUGAGGCAGAUGACUGGCUAGCUGGCGAGGCGGAGAGGAGAUGAUGAAGCGCUCGCUCUGAUGGACGGUCGAGUAUCGAGAUGAGUUAUAUAUGUAGUUUUAGCAAUAAGGACACACGGCAGUGUUAUUCGUGUAGCUUUUAGAGGUGGUAAAGAGCGGGGGGGUUAUCCGCCAGCAGUUAGGUAGCGUUGACGGUUCUGCAGCGUUUGUGGCUGUUCCAGCAGCUAGCUGUGCGGAUGUGUGGGUGUGAGGUGCAGCUUUUCAGCCCAGGCAGAAGAACGAGAAACCCGCAACGGCGAGGAGAGGAAGAACAGCUGCUUUCUCGCUUCUGGUGUCCGCAGCGAAGUGUCUGCAGUCGACUGUUUGCUGAGGUCUGAACUGGCCACAUAUUAGCCGUUCGGCUGCUUUGGAUUUAGACAUUAGAGCCUCGAGACACACUGGACCAAAGACAGCACUGAUGUAGAGAAUCCUCUGACCUGUCCAUCUCACCCUCUACCUCAAACCCCAAGAAAGAGAAAGACCUAAUUUUCUUCGCUUACUGAGAUAAAGACUGGAACUACCUUCAGGCGACUGUCUAAGCACUAAUGACUCCUGUAGAAGAGUAAGAGGAUGGAAAAGAAUUACAUCUUCGUUCUCUAAAUUCUCUUGCACAUUCCCUUAAGAACUGUUAAAAGAAGCAUCCACAUUCAUAAAUCCUGUAAUUAAUUAAUUGUUUUUUUGUUUUUUUUUUUUCAUAUUCAUCCCAUCUUGCUGGGUUAGAACUUUUUCUUUCUUUGCUCCUUGCUGUAUUUGUUACUUUUGUUGUUGUUGUUGCGUCCGGUUGAGCCGGCGGUUAUAUGAGUUUUUGAAGCUGGGGUGCGACUCAUGGGCUGCGAUGAUGUCGGAGGCAGGAGUUUGCCGUCCGGUGAACACGGAGUACGCCGUUUCUGUGCUGGAGCAGCUCAAGUUCUUUUAUGAGCAGAAGUUACUGACGGACAUCACCUUGCUGGUGGAGGACAGCGAGUUCCCCUGCCAUAAGAUGAUCCUGGCCACAUGCAGCUCCUAUUUCAGGGCCAUGUUUAUGAGUGGACUGAGUGAAAGUAAACAGUCGCAUGUUCAUUUGAGAAACGUGGAUCCAGUCACCUUGCAGACAAUCAUCACCUACGCCUAUACGGGCCAUUUGGCCAUCAAUGACAGUACUGUGGAGCCUCUCUACGAAACGGCCUGCUUUCUACAGGUUGAAGAUGUGUUGCUGCAGUGUCGCGAUUAUUUAGUGAAGAAAAUCACAGCGGAUAACUGCGUGCGGAUGCUGAGCAUUGGUGACCUAUUCAGCUGCAAUGAGCUGAAGCAAAGUGCAAAGCGGAUGGUGGAGCACAAGUUUCCGGUUGUGUACCGUCAGGAGGCCUUUCUGCAGCUGUCUCAUGAGCUGUUGCUGGACCUGCUCAGCAGUGACAACCUGAAUGUGGAGAAAGAGGAGACGGUGCGGGAGGCAGCCAUGCUGUGGCUGGAGUACAACAUGGAGGCCCGCUCACAAUACCUGUCAUCUGUCCUCAGCCAGAUUCGAAUUGACGCGCUUUCUGAAGUCACCCAGCGUGCCUGGUUCCAGGGCCUUCCUCCUAAUGAUAAAUCAGUGGUGGUGCAAGGCCUCUAUAAGUCCAUGCCCAAGUUUUUCAAGCCUAGGCUGGGUAUGACCAAGGAAGAGAUGUUGAUUUUUGUGGAGGCAGAGUCUCCUGGAGACAGCCAGCCAAUGGUGGUCGGUCCUCGUCACACCGUGGUGUGUUAUAGUCCGCAGGCUGAGAAGGUCUACAAACUCAGCAGUCCACCUGGAGACCUGCAGAAAGUCGGUACUUUGGUCACGCCAGAUAACGAUGUUUUUAUUGCUGGUGGACAGGUACCACUUAAAAGUGCAUUGGCCAGCCAUGGCAGCAAAAGUGGCAAGCUUCAGGCCGCUUACUGCUCAGUGGACAGCUUCUACUGGCUGGAUGCCCAGCAGAAUGCCUGGGUGGCCAAAACGCCCAUGCUCUGUGCCCGCACCAAGCCUUCCUUGGUCUAUUGCCAGGGAUUUAUUUACGCAAUUGGAGGCGAUAAUGUAGGCGGAGAGCUUAAUAAGCGUACGGUUGAGCGCUAUGACUGUGAGCGAGAUGAAUGGAGCAUGACUAGCCCACUGCCCUGCGCCUGGAGCUGGAGCACAGCUGUGGCUGCCCGAGACUGCGUCUACGUCAUGAGCCAUGACCUCAUGUACUGCUAUUUCCCUCACGCUGACACGUGGGUGGAAAUGGCCAUGAGGCAGACCAGCCGCUGCUUCGCUUCAGCGGCUGCGCUAGGUGACCUCAUCUUCUACAUCGGUGGACUCCACGUAGUGGGGAACUCCAGUUUGCGGCUGCCCACCAGCACUAUUGAUGGUUCCUCUGUUACCGUGGAGAUUUACGACGUUAAUAAGAACGAAUGGCGGAUGGCUGCUAACAUCCCAGCUAAGCGCUACUCCGACCCUUGCGUGCGCGCUGUGGUUUUGCUAAAUACGUUAUGCAUCUUCAUGCGCGAAACUCACCUUAACGAGCGUGCAAAGUAUGCUCUCUAUCAGUACGACCUGGAGCUGGACCGGUGGUGCCUGCGACAGCCUGUGUCCGAGCGCGUGCUGUGGGACCUGGGCAAGGACUUCCGCUGCACUGUGGGAAAACUGUACCCCUCCUGCCUGGAGGAGUCUCCAUGGAAACCGCCCACCUACCUCUUUUCCCCCGAUGGAGCGGAGGAGUUUGAAGUGGACAGGGACAGAGACAUGGUGGCACUGCCGCAUGUAUAGCUUUAGAGCUCAUAGCAUCCUUCCCCUUAUCCCAGGGGUGUCCAAUUCCAGAAUGUAAGGGCCUAAGUCCUCCACAGUUCAGUCAUUUCUGUUCAGACACACCAGAUUAAACCUGGUUAUCAAAGGAAUACGACCCGUUUCCCUGUAGUUUAAAAACAUGAAAUGUUAUUUCAAAACUCACUUAAUAGAAGCCACUGGACAGUUGCUGAAUUGUCAGUUAAUGAGACAUGAAACACGUUUUGUGCAUUUUUCAAGGAUGGCUAAAAAGAUGAGCUGUAAAUCAGUGUUUUGGUUCUUGCAGAGUUGAAACUGAUGUCCCAAAGGAAGAAUUUGUGGUCAGUUGUUACUGGUGUAGUGGUCUGGACAGAGUUUUCACAGGCUCUACCCAAUCAUUAAUACCAGUGAUUGCCCUAAGGAAAGCGAAAGGGAACCUUUUUAUUUUAACUGUGCUUUUUCAGUGUUGGAAAGUUAGAUAAAACCUCAUAAGAACAGUUUAGUAACAGUUUAGUCUGCCCUAUCCUAACACCUGUUUGAAUUAAAAAAUGUUUUUUGUGGAUUUCAGCAGCUGUCCGUUAGCUUUUAUUGUCAGUGCAUUUUCAAUUAGUGGGUUUUGUUAUUUUCUAAUUCAGUUAAUCCGUUGCAUUAUAGCAGGGAAAGCAUUAAAUCAUGCUGGACAGCGGCCCUACAGGACUGAAGUGGACACUCCUGUAUUAGCUUAUCUGCUUAUCAUGAACUUUUUUAAUUGUCUGACUUCAGUUGACUUCCUGUAGGAGUUUCUGGAUGGUUCUGAGAGGAAAAAAGGGUAGGAGCCAUUCUGGACAGCCAGGGUGUCAAUAUAGGUCGGACUUGCAUUUGGAAUUUCAAGACUUUACUGUGGAAAACGGGGUGAUUUUUAUUUGUUUCCUCCCUUUAACCCGCCCUUCCCGUCCCUGGAGUCACCACUCAUAGCUUAUAGCAUAUCCAUUAUACGCCUCAAAACAGCAGUGGUGAUGAUGAUGAUGAUGAUGAUGAUGAUGAUGAUGAUGAUGAUCCCUCAAAAGACUAGCAUAAAGGGUUUUUUGUUGUUGUUUUUGUCUGUUAGACAUUAUUACAGGUUUGACAUGCUGUUUGAACAAUGUGAUAAUGUAAAGAGAUUAUGAUUUUCAUUGUGGAUGACGAUGCACUUAGAGGUAAACCUCCUACAAACUGACAUUAGCUAUAGACCUCAGAGAUUGCACAUCACUUUUUAGUCGAUGACCUGCCCAAAUAAGGAACUCUGACUCUAAGCUGAUUUUUUUGUGGAACAACGAAUGGAAGUUUUGAAAAUUUUUCAAUUGCACUCUGUGGUAAAUAGAAAGAUUCUACAGCUGAUGCAUUUGUCCCGUAAGUCACUUGCUGUCUAGAUGAGAGAGCAGGGAUUAGGCCUAGCACAGGGAAGCGCUUGUUGGGUCUAACGCUACUUCUGUCUAAUUCACUCUGGCACUGCGUGACGUGAGGUACUUGUGAGAGAUCGGAUUCGAAGUUGCACCUCCUAACGUUCAUCCUGGAAACUCGUACUGUAAUAUGAUUUAAUGUGGUUUGUUACAGGGUUGCUGAUAUUGGACUGAUGCUGAUACCCAUUGAUGAUACGCCAGCUCUUGUCUUAUGAUUUUAAUUCAGUGUAGUAUAAUAGUUUUCUCAUUUCAGCUUGUUAAUGACCUCAUAAUUCUGAGAGUCCAGUGAUAUUUGGGGAACGGCAAUAAAGUACACAGCGGUAUUUCAAAUUUAUUUAUUAUUUUACAUCCUAACGGCUAAAAAAAACACAUUGCACAUACUGUAGAGGGGCUCACCAAUUUAAAAAAGGGGGGGGGUCAGUGAUGUCAGCGAUGGCUAAGAGCUGUACACGCCACAGAAGACAUUCAACCUCAUUUCGACUCCAGCACCCCUCAGCUUAUCCGAUAUCCUCUGAACGGGUGUUUAGUUAGCCGAACGCAAGGCGUGUGGUGUGUGUGGCACAUUUGGCCUGCUAACUGAGCUAUCGUUAGCACGGCUAAAACGCUACAACCCCAGACAUCGAGUCUUGGUUCGAGUUUGACCGGUCACUUGACUUUUUUGCUCUCUCAAACAUUCGUUUUUAUCAUGUACACUUGUUUCAGAAGAGCACCAGUUAGUCAGAAUAGAACUACUGUGGAGUGUGGCACUGUCUGGGUCUGUUGCCUGCUAGCUAAGCGAGCAUUAAGCGAGCUAGCGAAGCAGGCUACACAUCCAACUACAUUGGAACAGGUUCUCCCUUCUGAC
Messenger RNA from Pygocentrus nattereri (red-bellied piranha), 5187 nucleotides. RefSeq names its product kelch repeat and BTB (POZ) domain containing 2 (gene kbtbd2). Gene Ontology annotation, molecular function: protein binding. Lineage: Eukaryota; Metazoa; Chordata; Actinopteri; Characiformes; Serrasalmidae. The record is from RefSeq and is a predicted model, not a curated record. The transcript has 4 exons. Bases 1027 to 2931 code for a protein of 634 amino acids.